AGUGACGCACUUCCGGCGGGGGAGGCAGCAUGGCGGAGGCGGCGGCGCCCGUGUCCGCAGAGGGGGCCGUACCGGCCAAGUCGUUCCUGGCCCUGGAACCGCGGCUGCAGCACGAGUUGCAGCAGAAGGUGCAGCGGGCCCGCAGCAGCCGGGCGGGCAAGGAGGAGCUGACACCAGGUGUAGUGUACGUGGGGCAUCUCCCGCGGGGGCUCUGUGAACCGCAGAUCCAGGAGUACUUUGAGCAGUUCGGGAAGGUGACACGGCUCAGGCUCUCAAGGAGUAAGAAGACUGGAGCUACCAAAGGCUACGGGUUUAUAGAGUUUGAGUCCGAUGAUGUGGCUAAGAUUGUGGCUGACACCAUGAACAACUACCUCUUUUCUGAAAGGCUGCUGAAGUGUCAGUUCAUGUCUCCUGAAAGGGUCCAUGAAAACCUCUUCAAAAACUGUAAGAGAAUGUUUCUGAAGCCUUCUCAGCCAGCAGUCAGGCGGUACAAUAAGAUUCGCUCACUUGUUCAGAAGGCGAAGAUGACAAAGAGACUGCUGCGAAAGGAGAAGCUUUUACGGAAGAGGCUGGCUGAGAAGGGGCUCGAUUAUGACUUCCCAGGAUUUGCUGCACAGGAUCUUUCCAGAAUGAGAGGAAAGCAUAAAACAUCCAAGAAAUCAAAGCUGAACGUUUCUUUGAGCAGCCAGGAUCCUACUCCAGUCUGUACACCAACAGUGCUCGAGCGCCGUAAAGCUUCCCAGGCAGAUGAUGACACAGAGGACAGUGAAAUAACUCUCAAACUACCCCCUGCCGACAUUAAGAAUGCUGCGCAGAGACCAAAGAAGAAGCCAAGAACACACCUACCUGAAGAAACAGAAAUAGACUUAAAAUGUUGAUGGCUGUAGCCGUGUUUUUCCUCAACUCGAAAACUGGUGAGAUGGAGCUCAUGAAGGUUCUGCUGCCUUGGCUUAGUUCCUCUUGACUAGACUGUUUCAGUCUUUCCCAGGCAAGGAAUCUUCAUAAAUCCUCCCCCUCCUGUUCAGGCAUCAGUGGGCCUAUGGGCUUGCCUCUGUGCUCACAAGUGCCCGUGCUAGGACACACCUGCAGUUGUGCCAGAACCUUCAGUUGAUUCUGUAACUUGUCUUUAGCUCUCACUGUUUUGAAAGAAAACGUGAGGCUGUCCAUUCAAAACUUGCUGAUGCAGCUGUAUCUUACAUUUAUAGUUAAUGACGGGUUAUAAAACAAAUAACUUUUUCAAC
Messenger RNA from Cuculus canorus (common cuckoo), 1241 nucleotides. RefSeq names its product nucleolar protein interacting with the FHA domain of MKI67 (gene NIFK). Gene Ontology annotation, biological process: maturation of LSU-rRNA from tricistronic rRNA transcript (SSU-rRNA, 5.8S rRNA, LSU-rRNA). Gene Ontology annotation, molecular function: RNA binding. Gene Ontology annotation, cellular component: nucleolus. The record is from RefSeq and is a predicted model, not a curated record. NCBI's taxonomy places the organism in Eukaryota, Metazoa, Chordata, Aves, Cuculiformes, Cuculidae.